This is a messenger RNA of Anopheles funestus (African malaria mosquito), 4318 nucleotides long. It is a transcript of the gene Nhe3, whose product is annotated as sodium/hydrogen exchanger 7. Gene Ontology annotation, molecular function: sodium:proton antiporter activity. The transcript is spliced from 14 exons. Gene Ontology annotation, biological process: proton transmembrane transport; sodium ion transport; regulation of pH. The coding region runs from base 442 to 2595 and encodes 717 amino acids. NCBI's taxonomy places the organism in Eukaryota, Metazoa, Arthropoda, Insecta, Diptera, Culicidae. Gene Ontology annotation, cellular component: membrane; recycling endosome. The record is from RefSeq and is a predicted model, not a curated record.
UGGUCCACCAUUUUUGGGAAAACAUAUGAUGACCGAACAUACAGUACAGUCGACCAGUGUGCGCUGCACGAAACUCGCAUAAUCCUCAUCGAGCAGUCUCGAGCAGUAAGCGGUUGUCAAAGGAGGCCUUGUCAUAACAAAGCAAAAAAAGUUAUCAAUUUCUUAAUCAACAAAACGAAGUGGAAGCAGCGCACAACGGAAUAACAAAGACGUGCAGUGCAAAGAGGCAACGGAGUUAGCAAUAGUGCUAGGGGAUUCUUCCCUGUCGUAGUUUUUUCCCAGAAAGUAGAAGAAAAUCCCACCCAACAAAUCGUCAGCAGAAUUCAGUACAGUUGGUUCGCGGUUUCGAAGGCCACGGAUAGCUUUUGCAGCCCGGGAUACAGAUCCGGAUCUGGUACGAGCGGUAACGACGGACGGUGAGCGGCCGUGCACGGGAUUACAAUGUUUAAGCGGCGAACGAAAUCGCAAAAUCAUCGGUCCCGGUAUCGUUUCCUGCCCGUCGUAGUGCUGAUAGUGCUAGCCCAAUGGUGCCUACUAAAUACAGCCGUCACAGCCGAAUCGACCGAUAUCGAGCUCGAUGCGAAGGCGAACAAAAUCCAUCAGAUCGAUUCACUCAAUCUGUUGCUUUACACCUUCCUGCUAACUUUGACGGUGCUAACGAUAUGGUUGUUCAAACAUCGGCGCGUUUCCUGGCUACACGAGACGGGUCUGGCCGUUAUAUAUGGCCUUAUCGUGGGAGCCAUUAUCCGGUAUGCUGGAACCACUACACCAAUCAUACACGUUUCCGUGGAAGCAGAACCGGAUGCAAAGUUCAACCAAAGCCUCCCACCGGACACACUAUGGCUCAAGUUUCCGGGCAACCUACCGCACGGUUCCGAUCAACCGGUGAAGGCAAACAAAACGUACACGUACAGCUUUCGCGGCGAGCUUGGUAAUGUGGAAGAGAACGAGAUCGAUUUGAAAGCCACCUUUGAUCCGGAAAUCUUUUUCAACAUCAUCCUACCACCGAUCAUCUUCCACGCCGGUUACAGCUUAAAAAGGAAAUACUUCUUCCGUAACCUUGGAGCUAUUUUAAUGUUUGCCAUCAUCGGUACGACACUGUCGGCAUUUUUGAUUGGCGCACUAAUGUACGGAUUCGUGCAGCUGAUGCCAAAGCUAAAGUCCAGCUUCACGUUUCUGGAUACACUAUACUUUGGUGCACUUAUUUCGCCCACGGAUCCACUUACUAUUUUGGCGAUCUUUAGCGAUAUGCACGUGGACGUUAAUCUGUAUGCGCUUGUUUUCGGUGAGAGUGUACUGAAUGAUGCCGUUGCGAUUGUUCUCAGUGGUGCAAUUCAAAACUACGGAGAGCAUUACUCGAGCAAUGGCGAAUUCGAAGGGCGCGCGUUUUUACGAUCGCUGGGCGAUUUUUUCAGCGUGUUUGCCUUUUCACUGCUGAUCGGCGCCUCGAUGGGUUGCGUUACGGCAAUGAUGACCAAGUUCACGCGGAUACGCGACUUUCCACUACUCGAAUCGGCCCUGUUCGUACUGAUGUCGUACAGUACGUUUUUGAUCGCUGAAGCGGCCGAGUUAACGGGAGUUGUUGCGGUACUGUUUUGUGGUAUUUGCCAAGCGCAUUACACGUACAACAAUCUUUCUGACGAUUCCCGGACACGAACGAAACAGAUUUUUGAAUUGCUUAAUUUCUUAGCCGAAAACUUCAUCUUCUCGUACAUCGGUGUAUCGAUGUUUACUUUCCCCAAGCAUCACUUUGAUCCGCUGUUUAUUUUUACUGGUUUUAUGUGUGCGGCUAUUGGGCGUGCUGUAAAUAUUUAUCCCCUUUCAGCUCUUCUAAAUAUUGCUAGAAAGCCAAAGAUUUCGUGGAACUUUCAGCAUAUGUUGUUCUUUGCCGGAUUACGUGGUGCAAUGUCUUUCGCAUUAGCGAUUCGUAACACAGUCUCUGACGCCAGACAGGCAAUGUUAACGACAACGUCGUUAAUUGUUAUUACCACUGUCAUAAUUCAGGGUGGAGCAGCAAACUUUCUACUAAACUGGUUAAAUAUACCUGUUGGUGUUGAUGAUGAAACGGAAGUUUUACCCUACCAAGGAGUACGCAGUGUGUACAAUUCGAUGGAGAACACAGCUGGGUCCAUCGACGUUGGUUUAAAUCUCAGUCAACUGCAGGUGAAUAGACGAGCAAGUUCUUUGGAUUUGGAAAAUCCGGAUAGUGAAGGUGCCACUACUCCUGGAGGCACACGAAGAGGUCACGAAAAAGCUGUUUUAGCACGACUUUGGGGAAAUUUCGAUACGAGGUACAUGAAACCAUUACUGACCCAUUCGCGGCCAACAUUGCUCGAGACGUUACCGGUUUGCUUAAGCCCGUUAGCUCGCUUGCUCACUACAACUGAGCAGCUGACACAGGAUGGUCCGACCCGUCGUUCGGAUUCGGAUUCUGACCUAUGCAUCGAUGAUGACGAUCGUGCUUCGCGCGGCGGUCCCGCUGAUGGUAGCGGUCGCAGGAAUUCAAUCAAUCGCCGACAGCAACAUUCCGAUGCCGCACAUGAAGCUAACGAUGCGAUCAACAUUCUAAGUAGUUUGGGAUCUAAUUUUAUGUAACACCAAACCAAACACAGCUAUAUUCGGUGUGAAACACGGGGGAGAAGUCGGUGUGUGUGUAGUUGGAAAUCUUUUGUACAAAAUCUUAUUUAACAUUUAACAAUCGUUGAGUUAUUGUUUUUGUCGCAUGUAUUUUCGUUUGUUCGUUUUUUUUGUUUCAUUAUAUUUAUAUAAUGUUACCAUAUGUUUACCAUCUUUUCGAAAAUAAUUGGCUUAAUUGUAUUAUUUAUUUUGUUUUGUUUUUCUUCUCGUUUUACUCGACAUCCUUGUCUCGUGUUCGUGUAGCAGAAACGUACUGUUUAAGCUGAUCGGUCCUGUUGUUUUUUUCUGCCUCUAAUUUGUUGAGCAGCAAUGCGCUCAAUAGAAGAGCAAAAACACACAAAAAAAAACAAAAAACUGAGAAAAGAAUUACAACAGCCGUGCUCUACCAAAAUUGGCUGCAUUACCACACGGUUUGCCAUAUGUUUCCUUGGUAUUAUUUAAUAUAAUUUUAAGCUUAUUAUCGGUCCUGUUAUUUAGUAUUUUAAUUCAUUAUUUUAUUAUCCACGGUAUGGGUUUGUUGCAUUGGUUAUUUAGGUUACUAUAGGAGCCAAAAACAACAUGGUAAUUUACAUAUUCAGUUAAGGUUUUAUUUGUUUAAAAAUGUCCCAAAAAUAUGGACAUUUUUUGUCAAACACUACAUGGUUUGCUCAUUAAGUUAAUUCUUUCAUUUAGAAUGAAAUAAACAUUGUUUGGUGUACCAGUUUCUGUUAUUAAACUGAAAGUUUCCACAUCGAUGUGAGUUAACAAAAUUUUGUUGAGUUGAGUCGAGGUUCAAAUAUUUUCUAAAUUUAUUAUAUUUGAUACGUUUAAACGUAAAACUCCUUACUGAAAUUCUUGAACGUAAAAAAAAAUUAAUUAAAAAGUAAUCGUACUUUGGCUAAAUUACAGAAAUUUAUUUCGCUCUCUGUGCACUCCACUGCUAUCGUAUGAUUUUAAUAUGAUUUUUUAAAGAAUCGUUUUUGUUCAUCUUUGGUCGAGCAUAGUUUUGUUGGUGUGAUAUGGUUUCGCUAUACAUUUUAUUUGGUAGAUUUUUAGUUUUUAAUACUUGCUCUACAGUUACCUAGCGCGAAAAGAUGAUAUGCGAAAAAUAUAAAACUUCUGUAAUUCGUCGGUUAUUAGAAGAUACAGUAUAAAGGGAGCUAAUUUUGCUUCAGUGAACGAUUGGGACAAAUAAUGUUCGUUGUACUUAUAGCGUGAAAGACACAGGUUUUAUUAUUCAGUAGUAAAGCGCGAAAGUUCUUGUUAAUUUGUUCAGAUGUCUCAAAGAAUGACGGGUAAGAAUAGAAAUGCUCUACUGGAAUGGCCAAGUAAAAAACACAGGCAGAAACAUUGUUUUAUCUCGUUUAAGUUCCUUAAGUAUUCUGUUAAAUGACCCUUUGUGUGAUGUCCUACCUUAAGCGAAAGUGCGGAUUAGGUUGAAGGAAACAAAAGAUAAUGGUAGAUCUAUAGUUGUUGCGUUUGAAGCUUGCAGUGGGAUAAUCGUUGUAUGGUACAGCUUAAGAUAAAGCUUUGAUGAUCGUCUAGGUGCUGUUGACAGGAUAACAAAGGUGCUAGUUAGACGCUAUAUAGGUACAUUUGUCGAUCAUCAGCUGUACGAUCUACUGAAGUAUAUUAAGUUAAUUCGUACGUACGAGAGUCGCAAAUAUGUGCAUUAAAUACAAUGAUAUUAAAUGAUAAAUAA